CGACUGUAUAUAUAAUAAUAAAGUUUAGGUCACGUCUUGCUUUGUGUUUUACUUGGAUUUUUUUCUGCGAUUUACACUAGGUAGAAGUUAGUUUUUGCCACUAGAACCACGGGUGGGCCGUUAUGCUGUACAAUAUUUGUUUGAAUCGAAACGUUGAAAAUAACCAACUGGUUGUGAUUUUUUCACGCGUGUUGAAAAUAUAUGGAAUUCUUAAAUUUUGAAAGUGUACAUGUGAGAUAUAUAUAAAAAAAACUAACUAAUGCAAAGCGACGUUCUUUUAUCGUAGUUACCUACAUUCAUAAACGACUGCCCAUUGAAAUGGUGGAGAAAAUGCAUUGAGUCUGAAUAUUUAGUAUUAACUGCCAUCAACUGGCAAACGCAAGCACGAUGAAUUUAAAGUUGACAUAGGAUUUCAGAACCUAACGAUGUAAAUUCCUUUGACUCCUUAGUACCUGCAAAUGCAAAAUAGAAUUUAAAACUCAAAAAAAAACAACAUGCUGCGAACAGGUUUCAGGAUAAUUCAGUAUUCUCUGGAUUUACAACCAACCAGAUCGUUAAGUCUGUUUGCGCCAUGCCAUCAGAAAACUGUAUUCAAUGGCACUUCCGCCGUGACUGCGCAUGAGCAAGAAUUUGGAACUUCCGGUUGUUCUGUAAAGACUUUGGCAAGUUUCGACGUAAAUGAUUACAGAACCGCAUUCAAAAACAAGAAAAUGUCAGAGAUUGUACGGGCAUUGGUCAUCUUCAAGCUAUGCACAUACGAUUUUCUGGUGAAAAACAGUCUGUCGCUCAUGAAGAUCAGCAAACGCCUUUUUGGAUCCAGGCUCUAUAACCGUUGUAUGAAGGCAACCAUUUACAGCCAGUUUGUGGCAGGGGAAACAGAAGACGAGUUAAAAGUAGCCAUUGGCAAACUGCAGCAGAACGCUAUGGGACCUAUGCUGUGUGUUCCAGUAGAGGAGGACGCUGGUCAAUCACAAAGUCGGGAUGUUUGGUACCAUGAGAAUUUAGAGAUGAUUCUAGGAUGUAUCAAACUGUCGAAGAUGGUGGAUCCAAACUACCCGAUGUCACAGAUUAAGCUUACAGCUGUUGUCCCCGGGGAUCUUUGUGCUGUCUUGAGUGAAAAAUUUCCCGACCCCCACUCCAGUAUGAAUGUCCUGGAAUGUAUAGUGAAUGGUCUGAAAGGAAAUGAAAUUGACAUAGAUGGCCUUGAUAAAGACAAUGCCGCAGCACUGAACAAAGCAUUAGGGAGACUGAAAUCGAUUGGUGAGCUUGCAGAGAAUUUAGGGGUGCUGCUACUUAUUGAUGCUGAAUACACAUACCUAAACCCCGCCCUAAGGACUCUCAGCUUGGCAAUGAUGCUGCAGUUCAACCGUGGCAGACCCAUCGUCGCAUACACUUACCAGAACUACCUUAAAGAAACCUAUGGGAACUUACAGAAGGACUGCAAAUUUGUUCGCUCUAAAGGUGCUGGUUUUGCCACCAAGCUGGUCCGCGGAGCUUACAUGUACAAAGAGCGUCAGAUGGCAGUAGACGCUGGAUAUGAAGAUCCGGUUCACCAGACGUUUGAAGAUACCACUGCAAUGUAUAACCAGUCCAUGGAACACCUGCUUGAUGGUAUACAACGAGAACCAGACAAGUUCUAUGUGGUUAUUGCAUCACACAAUGAGGACACGGUCAAACAUGCUGUUCAAGAGGUUGAUAAAAGGUCAUUGAGUACAAACAAUGGUACAAUAUUUUUCGGACAGUCGUAUGGAAUGUCCGACUAUCUAUCGUCUGCUCUAGGUCAAGCUGGAUUUGCAGUCUAUAAGUCAACCCCAUAUGGUCCCGUGGAUGAAACCAUCCCCUAUUUACACAGAAGGGCACUUGAGAACUCGGCAGUUUUGGGAGGGACACAGAAAGAGCGACAACUGCUUUGGAAGACUUUCGUGAACAGAAUCACGCUCGGUGCUCUCCCGAGAAGUCCUGCUUGAACUAAGUGAAUGGAACAUAUGUUGUCAACAGUACUUUCGAAUAUGCCCAAGAGAAGAAGACAUAAACACCUCCGUGUAUUUAUAUGACUCGUUACUUAAACUGUACCUAGAAAACUAUACGCAUUUAUACACCAUGUAGUUAUACACCAGGUAUUUAUACACAAUUAAUUUCUGCUAUGUAUUUAUACCGAAUUUAAUAUGGACGAAGAACGAUGCAUGGCAACCAAAAUAUUUGUAAUGCACAGUUAUAUGAUUGUUCAGACAGCCGUGUGUUACAUUAGUGAAAAUGUUUACAGCAAGCCUUAUAUGUGGACAUGCGCACUUUAACGUUUGUAAUAAUUUGAACAGAUAUUAUUCUAUAAGAAUAUGUUAUAUGUUAUAUCAAUUUUGUAUUAAAGCUAAAAAUUUAA
This is a messenger RNA of Mercenaria mercenaria, 2377 nucleotides long. Its product is annotated as hydroxyproline dehydrogenase-like. The transcript is spliced from 8 exons. The record is from RefSeq and is a predicted model, not a curated record. The coding region runs from base 495 to 1967 and encodes 490 amino acids. Gene Ontology annotation, molecular function: FAD binding; proline dehydrogenase activity. Gene Ontology annotation, cellular component: mitochondrion. NCBI's taxonomy places the organism in Eukaryota, Metazoa, Mollusca, Bivalvia, Venerida, Veneridae.